AUAAAGAAGAAAAUGGCGGAUGACAUGUUUUUUGAGAGUUUGUUGCAGCAUAAAGUUCCACAGCAAGAGGAAUCUUUACCGCAGAUCAAGUAUUGUGGAUUUCAAGAAAACAAUUUGUUUGAAAUUUUGCUGCAGCGAACAGUUCCUCCACAAGAGAAACCUUUACCACAAAUAAAAUAUUGUGGUUUUGAAGACAAUAAUCUGGCUGGUGUUGUGAGACUUAGUAUGGAAGAUAACACUACAGUUACAGUUCAACCGCAAGUUACGAAGGGAGACCAAACACCUGAAACAUCAGAGGGACCAAGAAGAGAAGCAGAUUCACUGCUACAUUCAAAUGACUAAGUUGUCUCUCUCUUUUGACAGUGACACUUUCAUCAUGAACUUAAAUUAAUUACAAUACAGGUAUGUGCAGUGGGAAAGUUAGGUGAUCUUUGACUGAAACCACAGGAGUCAGAUAUUCUCAAAUACAUGCAGUUUUGACUAAAUUUGUGGCAUAUAGGAUAAUGUACCUGUCUUCUACAAGCAUAAACUAGGAUGAGAGACAUUGCAAUAUUGAAGAAAAAACCUGUGAUACUCACUGUUGUUAGAUGUCCUGGAAAAGAUCAUAUAUUUUUUCAAGCUGCACUUGACAGUUCUUUUAACAGAAAUUCCACAUGUUCUGUUCAGCUGGAUUUAUUAAUUAGUACAGUACUUAUACAAACUGUUUUACCUGAUAAAACAAUAACAACAAAAGAACUCAUGACGACAAAGGAGCAAAGUCAUGCCAUGGGCAUCAAUGUUUAGCCAAACAGUAAAAGAAUUUGCCAAAAUGUGGCAAACAGUUGAACCCAGCAGGUAUUCUACAACAGCAAAACAGUUCAAAGUGCUCUUAAAACCAUAGCAGACUGUACAAUAUGGUGAAAAAAGAAUGGGAUCCAGGCUGUAGCUUCUAAAUCUAAAUACAUGAACCUAGACUUGUGGUUGGAUCAACCUAACACUGAAGAAAUGCUCCUACUUGGGUUUCCUCGUAAAGAAUUGGUGCUUGAAGAUGGAACUGAGUUAUUAUUUGAGUGUUAAUCUAUUUAUUAAUUUAUUUGUUUCCAGGUGUUUUAAUUUGUUACAUGAUGUAUCUCUUUGUUACUUCACAUAUUAACAUAAUUAAUAAAAAAUAAAGCUCUGUAAGUCUCUGUAAGUUAGCUAGUGCCUUUAGUCUAUGAGUUGAUGCCCAAAUCUUAUCUGGCUGCACUUCCAUUAAGCAAAGUUUUUAUGGUUGAUUUUUGUAUAGCUGAUGGCAGCAAUUAAAAAAAAAUUAUUUUCAUAAAAAUAUAUUAAAAUUUAUUUCCAAAGAGAGCAACACUCUGCUAAAAAUCAAGAACUUUUUUCCUAACUGAGUAGUUAACCUGAGCUAGGCUACUACCAUCACAGUGGCUAUAAAAAGGUUUUCAUCACAAAGCCUCACACAUAUUACCUUAAAAUUAAUUUUAAAAAAUCCUGUCUGGGGUAGCGCUAACACUCGCCAAUUAAGCCUAAUG
Lingula anatina is the source of this 1511-nucleotide messenger RNA. RefSeq lists its product as uncharacterized. Lineage: Eukaryota; Metazoa; Brachiopoda; Lingulata; Lingulida; Lingulidae. The record is from RefSeq and is a predicted model, not a curated record.